GUACUUAAUUAAUAUUCAUUAGUGGAUCCAGUCCCAUAGUAGGGUUGUGAGAUCUCGCUGGGUUUUAAUUCAAUUAGAAUCGGUGAGCUGGGAUAGGCUGGGAGUUCACUCGGUCCAGACUGAAGGAAAUCAGACGUGGACUAUAAACCAGCAGAAACGAAUAGACAAACAGAGGCGAAUGACAGGAACCGAACGCUGAAAAGUUGGUCAGAUUUGCUGCUGUGGGUCUGAACGGUAUUUUGUAUCUGUUUUUAAUCAGAGAUUAUUGCAACAUGCCACGGCGUACCGUACAAGACGUAACUGUUCAAGACGUGCAAAAGAGAAGAAACCCCAACAAACAUUAUGUUUACAUCAUCAAAGUGUCUUGGUCUGAUGGCAGCAAUGAGAUCAUUUUCAGACGCUACAGUAAAUUUUUUGACCUUCAGAUGGAGCUUCUGGAUAAAUUUCCUGUGGAAGGUGGACAGAAGGAUCCGAAGCGCAGAAUCAUUCCCUUUUUACCAGGAAAGAUUCUGUUCAGAAGAAGCCACAUCAGAGACGUGGCAAUGAAACGCCUCAAACCCAUCAAUGAGUACUGUAGGGCCCUGAUUCAGAUGCCAGUGUACAUUUCUCAGUGUGAGGAGGUUCGUGUGUUCUUUGAGACUCGUCCUGAAGACCUGAACCCCCCUAAAGAGGAACCAACUGGAAGGAAGAAGUCAGGAGGAGAUUCGUCCUCGGGCGACCCGCUGCUAUUGGAUCAGUAUGUGGCUGUCACAGACUAUGAGAAGCAGGAGAGCUCUGAGGUCAGCCUGUAUGUGGGGCAGGUGGUGGAGGUCAUCGAGAAGAAUGAGUCUGGUUGGUGGUUUGUUAGUUCAGAGGACACUCAGGGUUGGGUACCGGCCACAUGUCUGGAAGCUCAGGAUGACCCUGAUGAUUUCUUACUGCCAGGAGGAGCAGUGUGCCGGAGGUUCUGGUCACUGCCGAGGCACGUUGGUCGCCGACGUACUUUAGGGGAUCUGUUCAGCACAGGCUUUGGGCGAGAAGAAAAGUACACUGCGAUCUAUCCAUACUCUGCCCGUGAUCCAGAUGAAAUUGAUUUGGAGAGAGGCAUGACUGUUGAGGUCAUUCAGAAAAACUUGGAAGGCUGGUGGAAGAUCAGGUACCAAGAUAAAGAGGGCUGGGCCCCGGCAUCAUACCUGAAGAAGACUGACAUUCUCAGUCAGAAGACAGCGUCUGGUGCUCCAGUUCACGCCAGCGCUAAUGAUCUAGAUGCUGCUUUUAAACAGCAGUACGCCAGCAAGGAGAAUCAGAUGGACCGAUUUUCACCAUUCUCAGACAGCAAGCGUACAGGGGCACGACAAAGACCUCCACCACGCCGGGAUCUUACAAUACCAAGAGGAGCAAACCUGCCUAAACCUCCAGGGCCUCCACCUGUAGAGGAGGAGUAUUACACCAUAGCAGACUUUCAAACAACCAUCCCUGAUGGCAUUAGCUUCCAGGCAGGAGUGAAAGUUGAGGUCAUUGAGAAGAACUCCAGUGGUUGGUGGUACAUUCAGAUAGAUGAUAAGGAAGGCUGGGCUCCGGUCACAUUUAUUGAUAAGUACAAGAAGACUAUCAAUGCCUCUAGGCCUAACUUUUUGGCCCCCCUUCCUGGUGAGAUGGCUCAGCUGAAGCUUGAUGAUACCUCUAGCAAUAAUGCCAACUCUGAAGAUGGUUGGUCCAAACCCCUGCCGGAUAAACCUUCAUCCAAAUCUGAUUUUCCCACUCGUCCCAAACUGAGAGAUUGGAAGCUCAAUGCAGUCAAAAGCAGUCCCCAUUUCUCAGGGCCUUUACCCCCACCUCCAUCUUCACCUACAAUUGAGGAGAAGCCAGCUUUACCACCCAGGAGAGAGUCCAUCAACAAGAGCCUGGAACUGGAUGACAAACUCAAAACAGACCUUUCCAAACCUCUCCCGCCCAAACCACCGGCUCCAGGGGUCAACAUCCCGUUAGUGACCCCAAAAGCUGCUCCUCUCAAACCGGACAAACCCCCAGAGAUUAAGAAAGAAGAAAAGAACAAGCAAAUCCACAUGCGCAAUGAGAUGGAUUUGGAUUAUGGCCACAAAGUUUUAGAAAACGAGGUGAAAAGGUUUAACCUCAAGCAUGUGGCAAAGCAGCCUCCCAAACCAAAGCCAGAUUCACUUGAAGAAAAGCCUGAUUCUCCGAGCCCAGCCACGUUCAUAAAGCAGAAACCAGUUAUCAGACCAAAACCUGCCCCUGCAGUGAAACCAGAGCCAGCAGCUAAGAACGAGUUGGAUAUCACAAACCUGAGGAGUAAACUUCGUCCAUCUAAGCCUCCAGAGUUUGGUGGCAACUCAAGAGAUCCUAGCCAACAGAAUGACACCUUGUCCAACACAUCCAACAACACCUUGAAUAAUGGCAGAUCAAAUGAGGAGCCAAAAUGCCCCCCUAAGCAACAUAAUGGCCAUGCCCCAUCAGAAACAACUAAACUGCCUUCAACAGCACCAAAACAGCCACCACAAAAGCCUUCUGUGGCUCCUCGAAGACCUCCACCACCGAAGAAGAGUGCUGAGCCUACCAGUCCUAUAGACACUGAAGUUCCUCAAGAAGACUUUCAGGAGGCCAAGCCAGCUGUUCCUCCUCAAAUCAGACCCCCGCCACCUAAAAUGAAAGCUUUCGCUCUGCCAGCCACCAAGAUGGAGGAGAAACCCAAAGUGCCUGUGCCACCUAAGCCCCUCUUUAAAACAGAAAAACCUGGACCUCCGAGAGACAAACUCCCACCCCUGAUCAAGGAGCCAGCCAAAGAGGAGCUGUUCUUAGCUGUGGCAGACUUCGAAGGAGACGAGCAGAUGCCUGGCUUCAAAGAGGGUGCUGUUUUUGAAGUCCUGGAGCGGAGUAGCAGUGGCUGGUGGUUUUGUAAAAAUGUGAGUGAUGGGCCAGUUAUGGAGGGCUGGAUCCCUUCAAACUACCUGACCAAGAAACCUUAAGUACUCUGAUACAGCAGCCUAUUAUUGAAAAUGUAUUUAAUUAACAUCUUUUAUUUAUGGGUACCAAAAUAUAUAUAUUUUUUACAUUACAUUCCAUCCUUUGCAAGUUCAAACAUGCUAUAAUAAUUAGUUUGCUUUAACUAGUUUUUUGUAACAUUCCCUUUGGGGAAAACCAUGUGUAUAGAUCAAGAUGUUCUUUCAGAUUAUAACAUUGAACCUCACAUUACUUGCCCUUUUUAUGUUAAAUCAAACCUUUUUAUAUGUAUCGCUGAAGAUGACUAGCAAUAUAUAAAGUAUAAUAUGCAAAGUGAUCAGCACUUUUUGCGUAGUAUAUGCAAAUAAGCAAAAAGCUGUCUUUGUGCAGUGUGUAUAAGCAAAUAUAAAUUCUAGAGUAUGAUUCUAUAUUACACAUGCAAUUAGAGCUUACAUAGCAAAAUCCAAAUCUUGGAAACCCUUUGAACACUUUAAAAUAUUCAUAUUGGUAAUAUAGCAAGCGUUAGUUUACAGCUAAAUCCUAAUAUCUAAUAGCGAGCAAUAGAAAUUACUUGGUCUUGGAAAAAUGAUUCAGAUGCUACUACAUAGCACCACCUUUCCUAAUUUUUUAAUGUUUAAUGAGAAUUAUUUCUUGUUUUUAAUUUGCACUUUUCAUAGAUUUUGUGUAGAUUUCUGCACUGUGCAGAAACAGACCUGAACAAAUGGCUUUGAUUUACAGUAUUGCGGCACCCAUUUUAUUUCAUGAAUAUCGCUAACCCUGCCCCUCCAAUUGCUGUACCAAUCAUCCACAUUUGUAAAUAGGAGUAAUGGAUUACCUCAGAGCAGCCAUAAUAUUGUGAUUUUUAAUGUCAGUAUUGCCCUCAAAAGUAUUUUCAUACCACUGACAAAGAUCCAGUCAUUGUCAAAUUGUUUUCAUGCAUGCUUGACUGGUUUCAAGCAUAGAUUUGAUUAAUAUGUUUACUGUUAACACUACAUUUGAAAAUGUAGUCAUUGUUACCUAAAAUAUCAAUGUUGUUUUUUUUUUAUAUACAUUUUUUAGUGCCCAAUUGGAUUUGUUGACAAUACCGGGAGCACCGAAAAUAAUAUGCUCACUAGUUGCUCUAUGGUCAUUAUCUCCAAGUAGUUUAUUAACAGGGACAGAUUAUGACUUGCAAAUCUCCCGGGGCCAAUUAUCUCCAAGGGCCCCCCAAAAGUUGUUGACUUCUUGGGAUCGACAGACUGGCCCCCAUUGGCCCGAUCGGUAAACCAUUCCUGCUUCUAAAACAAUUUGAUCCAACUCUAAAUAAUGUGCAAGUGCCUGAGUUGUGAAUUAAGGUUAAGAGAGGAUAACAGAAUGUGUUGUGGUAUGGCUGACAUUAAAAUACAAUUAAUUUGCAAAAGAAAAAAAAUUGUAUUAUGAGGGACAAAACAGAGGAUUAAUACUGCAUGUAUGGAAAGUGAUUGUUAAAUCACAAUUUGUGAUACUUUGUCCAUAGUAUUUCAAGGUUUGACUAACUUUUUUUUUUUUUACUUUAAUGUAAAUCAAAUAAACAUUUCAAAUUGCUGGUGUUUUUUAUAUUAAUUAUAUGUGUAAGCCAGGGCAGUUAUUAAGGGUACAGUUGUUUUGCUGACCUUCAUUUAUUCCUGUUCUUUAAAGAUUU
This is a messenger RNA of Xyrauchen texanus (razorback sucker), 4597 nucleotides long. Its product is annotated as SH3 and PX domain-containing protein 2B-like. Gene Ontology annotation, molecular function: phosphatidylinositol binding; superoxide-generating NADPH oxidase activator activity; protein binding. Bases 273 to 2963 code for a protein of 896 amino acids. The transcript has 14 exons. Lineage: Eukaryota; Metazoa; Chordata; Actinopteri; Cypriniformes; Catostomidae. Gene Ontology annotation, biological process: superoxide anion generation. The record is from RefSeq and is a predicted model, not a curated record.